CGCGCAGCGCGCACUCGUGAAGCUCGUGUGGGGAGCUCACGAACACGCAGGACCAGAGCAUCAGGAACAUACACGCAGGAAAAACACGGGAAUGUGACUGGAGUGUAAAGGAUGAAGGAUGCGUUCGCUGGAAAAGGUCACACGAAAUGCAUGAAGAGCAGUGGGAGGAAAUCUUAACGCAACUGCAACGGAUUACCAAUAACACACACACACGUAUAAAGGCUUUUUUUUUUUUUUUUUGAGGGAACAUGAAUACCAGGAAUGGGGGAUUUGAUAUUUCACCAAAGCAGGAGAGAGGACCUGACGAGAAUACUGGACAGUGAAUGAGGUUUCGCCCAGUGCUCGUCUAUGCCUUUUUUCUUCAAUGACAGGAGUGAUCGGGCUGUGUUUGAGGGUCUGAAGGCAGGAGACACGUGCUGGAGGAGUUUCUCGGCGUACGUCGGCAUCUAGCAGCAGCGGCCUUUUAAGGGACCAUGUGGAAAAACCGGCUCCUUUUGCACCAGCAGGACUGCCGCGGUGGCAGGGCUCGCAACGUUUCUCUGUGGAUAUGGAUUUUUUGUUGGUGGAUGGCGCUCGUCCGGGGACAAGGCUACUACCCCACCGUGAACACGCAGUACGGGAAGUUACGGGGCGUGCGGGUUCCGUUGCCCAGCGAGAUCCUGGGGCCGGUGGACCAGUACCUGGGAGUGCCGUACGCCGCCCCGCCGGUGGGGGAGAAACGCUUUCUGCCCCCUGAGCCGCCCUCGUCUUGGUCGGGGAUCAAGAAUGCCACUCAUUUCGCGCCGGUGUGCCCGCAAAACAUUCACAACGCCGUCCCGGAGAUCAUGAUGCCGAUCUGGUUCACCUUUAACUUGGAUAUAGUUGCCACUUACAUACAAGAUCAAAACGAGGAUUGUUUGUAUCUAAACAUCUACGUUCCGACGGAGGAUGUCAAAAGAAUAUCCAAGGAAUGUGCCAGAAAACCCAACAAGAAAAUAUGUAGAAAAGGAGGAACCCAUUCCAAAAAACAGGGCGAGGAUUUAUCCGAUAACGACGGUGAUGAAGAUGAAGACAUACGAGAUACUGGAGCCAAACCUGUGAUGGUGUACAUUCACGGCGGAUCGUACAUGGAGGGCACCGGGAACAUGAUCGACGGAAGCGUGCUGGCCAGUUACGGGAACGUCAUCGUUAUUACGCUCAACUUUCGAGUCGGCGUCCUGGGGUUUCUCAGCACAGGAGACCAGGCUGCUAAAGGGAAUUAUGGGAUUCUGGAUCAGAUCCAAGCUCUGCGUUGGAUAAGCGAGAACAUUGGCUAUUUCGGCGGCGAUUCCAAUCGCAUCACCGUUUUUGGAUCAGGAAUCGGUGCCUCUUGCGUGAGCCUUCUGACCCUGUCCCAUCAUUCUGAAGGACUGUUUCAUCGUGCCAUAAUCCAGAGCGGCUCAGCGUUGUCCAGCUGGGCCGUCAACUACCAGCCGGUUAAGUACACAAGGCUGCUGGCAGAGAAAGUGGGAUGUAAUGUGUUGGACACUUUGGACAUGGUAGAUUGCUUGAGAAAGAAGACAGCUCGCGAACUGGUGGAACAAGACAUCCAGCCGGCGAGAUACCACGUAGCCUUCGGCCCGGUCAUCGACGGCGAUGUCAUUCCCGAUGACCCUGAGAUCCUGAUGGAGCAGGGCGAGUUUCUCAACUAUGACAUCAUGCUGGGUGUCAACCAGGGUGAGGGUCUGCGCUUUGUGGAGAACGUUGUGGACUCUGAAGACGGCGUCUCGGGCAACGAUUUCGACUUUUCUGUCUCGGACUUUGUGGACAGUCUGUAUGGUUACCCAGAGGGAAAGGAUACUCUACGAGAAACCAUUAAGUUCAUGUACACGGACUGGGCGGACAGAGACAACCCUGAGACGCGCCGCAAGACUCUGGUGGCGCUGUUUACUGAUCAUCAGUGGGUGGAGCCCUCAGUGGUGACGGCAGAUCUUCACGCCCGGUACGGGUCACCCACCUACUUCUACGCCUUCUACCACCACUGUCAGAGCCUGAUGAAGCCCGCCUGGUCCGACGCCGCCCACGGAGACGAGGUGCCCUACGUCUUCGGUAUACCCAUGAUUGGCCCGACCGACCUCUUCCCCUGCAACUUCUCCAAAAAUGACGUCAUGCUCAGUGCUGUUGUCAUGACCUAUUGGACAAACUUUGCCAAAACUGGAGACCCCAACAAACCAGUGCCUCAGGAUACCAAGUUUAUCCAUACUAAGGCCAAUCGUUUUGAAGAGGUGGCUUGGUCCAAAUACAAUCCCCAAGACCAGCUGUACCUGCACAUCGGCCUAAAGCCACGAGUCCGGGAUCACUACCGUGCCACCAAAGUGGCAUUCUGGAAGCACCUGGUCCCUCAUCUGUACAACCUGCACGACAUGUUCCACUACACCUCCACCACCACCAAAGUGCCACCGCCCGAGACGACUCAGAAUUCCCUGUCCACCAAACGUCCCAAUAGCAAAGCCUGGCCGUUCAACACCAAGCGGCCACCAAUGUCUCCAGCGUACAACAGCGAGAGUGGGAAGGAACAGUGGAACGGGGAAGAGGAACCAGGUCCUCUGGUGGUGGAGAACCCACGGGAUUACUCCACCGAGCUGAGCGUGACCAUCGCAGUAGGAGCUUCACUGCUGUUCCUCAACGUUCUGGCCUUUGCUGCUCUGUACUACCGCAAGGAUAAGCGCCGGCAGGAACAGCACCCGCAACCCAGCUCACCACGAGCCACCACCGCCAAUGACGUGAACCGCCACGGCCCUGAAGAGGAGAUCAUGUCUUUGCAGGUGAACCAGACGCACCACGAGUGCGACGCAGGACCUCCCGGUGACGCGCUGCGGCUCGCCUCACUUCCCGACUACACGCUGACUCUGCGGCGCUCGCCUGACGAUAUCCCGCUCAUGACGCCAAACACCAUAACCAUGAUCCCCAACUCACUAGUGGGCAUGCCGAACCUACAUCCGUACAACACCUUCACGGCCGGCUUCAACUCCACCGGCCUGCCACAUUCCCACUCCACCACGCGUGUAUAGCUUUAUGGAGAUCCAGCAAAGGGAGGGAUGGGGGGAAAAGUCAUUGGUUUUAAUGAAAGCGUCAGGAUGAUGACAGAAACAAAAUGAUUUGAAUAGACUUUUGCAAAAAGCAGUGACAAGUUCUUUCCAGAUGUCAAGUUGUGCAAACCUGCCAAAACAGAACUGCUCUCUUUCCUUCGAAAAGGGACGAGCGUUUCAAGCAGUAUUUUUUCUAAUCAUCGUUUUAAGAGAAAAAAAAAAACGCCUUUCUAAACAGAAACGGGCGAAUGGGGUGAUUUUUUUUUUCUUGAUUAAAUAACAAAAAAACAAACAAAAAAACAAAAAACAAAGGAAAGUGCAUUUUAUUUCCCAUCACAGUCUUUUGUGGGAAACACGUUUCAAAACAGUGGCCUCUAAGGUGACAUCUGCAUAAUAGUGUUUGCUUUGCUUUUCGAUUUCUUUUCAAUGCCUUAUAAAGAGCUGUUUUCUCUUAAUUUGACGAUCUUUCCCUGAGAUGAGUUUGUGUGGAACAUAGUGAUCUGACUUGAGUGCUUGGAUUUCAGGAAGCCUGAGACAGAUGACUAAUAUGGAAACCGGUGGAUUGAAACGGUAACUGCAACUAAUUUUCCAGUUGCGUAACCUCACAUGUGGUUUUUACUUUUUUUUCUUCUUGGUUACACUGAAAAUCUUUUGUUUGGAACUUUUCCACACGGCAACACUGGAGAUAAAGACUUCUAAAGUUACUGUAAUUGUUUUUGUUUAAAGAAGUGCAUCUUUUACAACAAAAUUAUCUAUCAGCUCCUGCGUCAAAUUCCCAUGAAAUGCACACUUACACACAACGCUCGUUUGACCGGUGCGCAUGUGUGAGUGAUUAUGGGUACGAUCGGGAAUAUUUGAGUCUGUGUGUGAGUGUGUGUUUGAUUGCCUUUUGCCAUGUUUUUUUUUUUUGUUAAAUAUUUGUGUGGGGGUGGGUGGGGGGAGGGGCUUAUUUACCACUGCGUUGAUUUUGUUCACCACAAGUAGUCUUUCAACUGCGUCUAUUGUCGUCUGUCUUUGCGAAAUAGAACUUUUUGUUAUUUUUAAAAAAAAAGUUACAUAUGUCUAAUUUUGCUUAAGAAUUACAAAAUAAAUCUAUUAUUUUACAUGCAAGAGAAAACAAUAGCUUAAGAUUGAACUGAACUAACUGACAUGAUUCCAUUGACUUUGUAAGCGUUCCUCUUGACUGGAGACAGUGGCCUCUUUACACUGAAUAACCACGGUGUAGAACUGUCUUUCUUUAAAUAUAUAUAUAAAUAUGGGCAUACAUACAUAUAUGUAUAGGGCUUUUAUGAAGAUUUUGCUCCCAUUGACCUGAAAGUGUAAAUGACCAUUGUUAUCAAUUAUUAGGCUGAAAGCACCCAUAUUCAGAGGGCAGAGCAGAGUGUCUGUAUUAGUUUUAUCCUUGACACCGUAAUCUGAGGCCACAACAAGUGUCUUUUAUAAUAGCUCUAUAUGUAUAUUUAUGUAUAAAUAUAUUUAAUAUUUAUUUAUGUAUACCAGAUGUAUACAUGCUGAUUGUGCCAUGUGCCAAAUUAAACCAUAAAACUGGAGAAGAAA
Molecule: messenger RNA, 4604 nt
Organism: Pimephales promelas (fathead minnow)
Lineage: Eukaryota; Metazoa; Chordata; Actinopteri; Cypriniformes; Leuciscidae
Gene: nlgn3a
Product: neuroligin 3a
Cellular component (GO): membrane
Molecular function (GO): neurexin family protein binding
Source: RefSeq, a predicted model, not a curated record